Plectropomus leopardus (leopard coralgrouper) is the source of this 1582-nucleotide messenger RNA. The record is from RefSeq and is a predicted model, not a curated record. Lineage: Eukaryota; Metazoa; Chordata; Actinopteri; Perciformes; Serranidae.
GGAUCUGAAGGCACCUAACUGUGACACUGUUUGCUGUCUGUCUCAGGCUGUAUUUGACGAGGACACGAUGUCUUCUACCUCGGUGGGAAUAUCAGAUUUGUCCGAUGAGGUCCUGCUGUGCGUCCUCCGCCAUGUUCCGGUGUGUGACCGGUUGCUGAAUGUGGCAAACGUCUGCCACAAGUUGCACAGACUGUGCCACGAUAAGACCCUGCUCACCAACGUCAGCCUGUCUGAGGAGUAUCUGGCUGACGAUCUAUAUGUUCGGCACAUAUUGAGGCAGCUAGCUGUUCACGUGCAGUCUCUCAGCCUGAACGGUUGCUACUGGCUGUCUGGAGCUACGAUGGAGCUUCUUGCUCGCUGUAAAGGAGUGAUGCACCUCGAUAUCACCGGCUGUCGCAUCACCUCUGUGCGUCUGUCCCGCAUCCUCUCCUCCCUGUCUCUGCUCAGUUCAUUUGCUUUUGAUGUGACGCCAGGCUUCGACUCAGCUCAUCUCAGUUCAAAUGCGGUGGACACGCUGAGCCGCCUGUCAGAGCUCAGACAGACGCUGCUGACACCGAGUUAUGGUGUGGUGCCAUGCUGUGCUCAACUCCGCAAGCUGAUGCUGCAGUUUGAUAUCUCUGAUGUGACCAGAGAGGGCAGAGGUGUCUGCUGUCAGUUAAUGAUGGGUCAGAGCAGUAUGCCGCAUUACCAACAGCUGGAGGAGUUCACUGCCAGGCUGGCUCCAGGAGAGGUGAACCAGACCUCGCUCCUGCUCUAUCUGGCAGUAUUCAGCAUUCAUAUUCCAAAACAUCUCAGAGUUUUUCUCGUGUCGAUUCCUGGUCAAACCCCUGCUUACUGGCCUGCUGCUCCCUCACUGGCCCAAAGCUUGGGUCAACGAGGCGACCUGGAGGCCCUGCAGCUCCCUCGGUCCUGGCUUGAUUCCUUGUCCCUAAAGCGAGCCCUUCAGGGAAACAGUCCGCAGCACCUGAGCUUUAGCCGGUGCCCGGCGUUGUGGCCGCAGGUGUUCCAGUCGUUGCUGGAGGGAGGAGUCGGAGACAACACACAACUGACCAGUCUGAACCUCAGCGGGAUCAACAAGGUCCUUUACUCAGAGUGUCGGAGUGUUGAAGAUCAGCUGGAUCCGGUGAUCAUGAGCCAGCUGGCUGUCUGCUGCCCCAAAAUUAAACACCUGAACCUGAUGCACAGACACUAUCACCAUGAAAACUCACCUGGGCUAGGUGGAGAAACCCACCUGUGUGCCAGCUUGGCCAAAUUUGCACACAUUCGCUCUCUCACUCUGCCUGCCUGCUCCUUGUCAGACGGCUUGAGCAGACAUGAAGUCUCCACAAACAACACGUCUCCCUCUGCGUUGUUCCUGGGGUUAAAGAAGGCUCCACGGGUCGGACACCAGAAUUACAAGCCUGAUUCAAAUUCUAAUGUGUCAGGCGACAGCACCUCAGGGUUCGCUCUGCUCUUAGCUGGCUGCCCUUUUUUAGAGACCUUGGAGAUCAUUGGUCCAGGUUUUGUGUCGGCACUGCCUCGACUCGAGCCCUGCCCUCGCGCCAGUGUGGAGCCUCGUGGGAUGUGUGCGUGGGCACGCGGA